This is a messenger RNA of Drosophila miranda, 514 nucleotides long. RefSeq names its product sex-regulated protein janus-B. The transcript has 4 exons. Gene Ontology annotation, biological process: peptidyl-histidine dephosphorylation. Gene Ontology annotation, cellular component: cytosol. The record is from RefSeq and is a predicted model, not a curated record. Gene Ontology annotation, molecular function: protein histidine phosphatase activity. NCBI's taxonomy places the organism in Eukaryota, Metazoa, Arthropoda, Insecta, Diptera, Drosophilidae. Bases 38 to 460 code for a protein of 140 amino acids.
UCAAAAUUGUAGCCUGUUUUUUUUACAAGAAUUAAAAAUGAAAAUACUAAAUUACUUUUCUUCGAUUGGACAAUGUGCCAAGCCGAUCCUACGAACUUAUACAAGUCCAGCCGCCGAUCUACUAAAACUUCCAAGAGUUGACAUCAAAGAGGGGAAACUUCGUUAUUUAUUGCUCUCAGUUUACAUUCAUGGUGAAACGAAGAAUGCCAGGACUGUUGUCCGUGGAUGGAACACCGAUAGUCACGAUGAUAUUUACUACAAGAAUGUAAGAGCCAUGGAGAAAUUGGGACUGUGUACCAAGUGUCUUGGUGGUGGGAAGAUGGACAAUGAUGAAAGUUCUAGGAAAAUUAAAAUCCACGGUAGCUGUAAGACCUUUGGAGCUGCUAACCACCACAAAACAAAGGAAAUACUACUCUCAUCGUCCAAAUACAAGAAUUUCAAUAUCACCGUGAAGAAAUAAAAAUGAUAUUUUUGAAGCUUGGUUCGUGCAAAAUAAAAACAUUGGCACAGUAUA